Molecule: messenger RNA, 1845 nt
Organism: Diprion similis
Lineage: Eukaryota; Metazoa; Arthropoda; Insecta; Hymenoptera; Diprionidae
Exons: 10
Coding region: 370-1716 (448 amino acids)
Source: RefSeq, a predicted model, not a curated record
CUUUGGUGCCAUUCAGUUUAUCGCCGUCCCUCGUCAAGCCUCGUGCUACAAGAGCCUCGCCUGCGCUCCGAGCCAAGAGCCACGCGCUUUUUCCGCGGCAAAUCCGUCGGUCGGUAAAUAAAUCGGAUGCAGUACCGCGAUCGGCAUCAAAGCAACUAAGAAACGGCGCAGUUAGUUAAUUUCCAAGUAAAAAUGAAGAGGAACAGCGAGUCGAGAACCGCGGAUAAAAUGUGACCCGUGUUUUUCGAGCUGUUCGCGUUAUUUCUAGCUGCAUCGCGUUUCGCCGCGACUAUUUAUCACCGCUAUUGUUCGACGUGCCGCAGGUGCGCAUAACGCGGAAAAAGCUUCUCCCUCUAUCACGAUCGCACAAUGUUGUCAGUGAAAAGGACAGAGUUUCACGGUGCAAGCAUCGGGAUGACAGCCGUUUGGUGGCUCGUCGCGAUGCUCGCUGUUAGUGCAGAGGUCAGUGGUCAGCUGCUUGAUACGGAGUUUCAGCCGACGGUGACGGCGACAUGCAAGGACGGCUACAUGACCAUCCGGAUGAACGUCAACCAGAGUUUCCUCGGGGCGUUGCACGCCAAGGACCACCGGACACCCCAAUGCAUGGUCCUCGGCAACGGGACCAACCACGUCACCCUGGGAAUCAAUCUCCUCGCACCUCCAGGUGCUCCCGACUAUUGCGGGGUCCUCGUCAACAACAAAACUGAAGAAGAGAGAUCGGUGCCAAUUGCCGUCCGGAUUCAUAAAACGCUUGAACUCGCCGACGACAAGUUCUACGUCAUUACUUGUGGCAAAGCGGGCUUUAAGAACGCAAAGAACGAAACUUCCUUGGUUUCUCUCCGGAUCCUUGACAGAGGACACCGUGUGCAGGAGACAAUAUAUAGUCACAAUUACACGCUGAGAGCAGAGAUAUCGCGACCAGACGGAAUGUACGGUAUCCGGGUCAAGUCGUGUUUCGCAUUCAACAAGCGUAACAACAGCGUGUCUCUGAUCGACGAAAAGGGAUGCCCGGUAAACGGUCAGGUCAUGACAAAAUUCGUCUACGAUCCCAGCACGGGAUUCGCCGACGCCACUCUUUUCUCCAUGUUCCGGUUCCUCGACAGUCCGCAGGUUCACUUUCAGUGCAGUAUAGCUGUCUGCAAGGGCAGUUGCGGAAUUCCGGUCUGCGAUGGAGAUCCACCGGACUCUGUCAAGGGUGGCCUACAGCCAAAUGCUGGACAAAGUGUCGCCGGUGAAGAGGGCGUCCUUCUUGCCGGAACCAGCGUCUUUGUCCUGGACCCUGGCGUUUCGCCUGUUGUCCAGUCCGUAUGCGAUGACGGAUCUGUUCAUCCCUCCUGGCUCUUGUGGUUGGCCAUCGCUUUGGGUGUCCUUUUCCUCAUAAUGCUUAUCAUGAACAUCUUUCUCUGCUCUGCGAUGUCCUGCAGUUGCGCUCGAACCGAGAUAAUUGAAAAGGAACCAUCCAUAAUCGAGGAUUACGACCCUUACCGAAGCUGGCAUGGAUCUCAAUACGGCUCAAGGUAUUCUCUGAACGGAAAACCGGGCUACACGUCUGGAGGUUCAACGAUGAAUUCGACUAGAUCGAUAUCUACGAACAGCGAUCACUACGCGAUCGUCCAUUCUCGGCCGGGAAGCAGAUAUUCUGGACCCGGUCACAAGCACCACCAUCAUCAUCGAGGCCCGCCGUCGAACAUCGGAUCUCAUUACUCGGCAAAGUGAUCAAAGCAGGCCAUCUAUGCUGCAAGAGAAACGCCAAAUGCUGACAAUCAUGAGAUGAAAGGAAAAAACAAUAGUUCACCUAUCUGCAUUCCGCAUUGAAAAGUUUCCAGAAGGGGUGCAACUCCUUUC